AAGGAUAAGCCAUCGUCAGCUUGAAGUCAGUGUGUUUGCAAACUUCAACAGUAAUCAGUCGACUUGGUCUGCUCUUCAGCUUCUGGUUUUAUCAGCCGAUCUCCUUCCAUAAACUACAAUCAUGCAGCUCAGUGCUUUUGUCCAGGUUGCCGUGUUGGCUGCUCUAGUUGGCAUUAGCUGUGCCGGUUACAUCGGCUAUGCUUCACCAACAUACACCCAUGCUUAUGCAGCUCCAGCCAUCAGCUAUGCAGCCCCUGCCGCCUAUGUUAAACAUGCACCAAUUGACUACUAUGCCUACCCAAAAUACGCGUACAACUACGGCGUGAAGGACUACCACACCGGUGACGUGAAGAACCAAUGGGAAGAGCGCGAUGGCGACAAGGUGAAGGGAGAGUACUCAGUGGUGGAGCCCGACGGCACCAUCCGCACAGUCACCUACACCGCUGAUGACCACAACGGAUUCAACGCAGUCGUCCACAAAACUGGGCAUGCCGUCCACCCCGCACCGGCACCUGUCUACCACCAUGGAUACCUGCACUAAGCGACACCAGCAAAACAUUCUCAUUUCCUCCCUGAAGUCUCAAAAACAUGCAAAGAAAUUCAACAAUAUUCGUAAAUAAUUUUUAUAAUCAAUACUAUGUUAAUGUCCCUAAAAUUUGAAACUGCCAUAAAAUAAAAAUUAACAAUAUUGGUCGAAAAAAUCAAAACAACAGUUCAAAGGAAUAUUAGGAAGAUAUCUCUGAAAUUUGGAAUCAUGCCGUAAAAUAUUAACAAUAUUAGUCAAAAAACAAACGUUUUUGAAAACAAAAUUUCAAAUGUCCAUUAUACGUUUCCUGGAAUUUGAAAUCAUGCUAUGAAAAUCAUCAGUCAUCCGUGAUAAAUAAUAAUAUGCUAAACUUUGGGUCGAAGUCAUCGGUGUAGCGAGUGUGUCCAUUUCUAGCACUAUGAGAUUUUAUCAAACCGAGGAAAAGUAUAAAAAUAAGUUUAGUGAAGCAGUAAAAAUUGAAAAUAUCUAGUAAGAUAUCUGAGGGUGGAGUAAUGUUUGAAGGAUCAAUAAUCUGAGUUAGCAGUUCAUAGAUUGAAGGCGAAAUUCGGAUUAGUAGUAGAGUUGUCUUGGGUAGUUGAGAAAAUAACUUGGUGGUUGAAUAAACAUUCUCUAUCUUCUUGUACGUCAGAUACUUGAAGAUAUUUUUUUGCUAAAUUACAUAUAUGUAAUAGUACCGUAGUGAUUAUCAAUGAUAAUCAUAAUAUGAAACAAAUUUUAAUUUUUUUUUACAUGUCAGAUGUGAUAGUGAAUUGAAUAGCUACUUUCGAUGAUGGCAGAUGGCAAUUUCCAUCUAAUUUGAAAUGUAUGCCUAGCAUUCGUUUGAGAUGGCAGCACUCAUGAAUGAAUAAUUAUGAGAGUCAUUUGGGUGUUUGGAGCUUGGAGCUUGAAAACGGAAUUGCUAGAGGAUUUAUCAAUGAUUUUGUUCAUUAGUGCUGGUGCUGAAUUGUCAGUACCUAACUUUUUGAAAGAUUUUGCAAUUGAACCUAUUUAAAUUACUUCCAAUGAUCUCUUAGGUUUUAUCUGUAGAAAUCAAAACCAAAAUGCCAUCAAUAUGUAUCUUAUUUUUUCAGGAAUAAACAUUUAAAUAAACUAUCAUCUAUUGUACUAUUUUUUUUUUAUUUGAGAGUUGUAUCACGGGAGGAAAUUGACAUUACCUGAAAAUCAAAAAAGGAAAAAUCAAAUCAAAUGGACUAAAAUCAAAAAGGAAUUAUCAAACCUGUGAAUGUUCUAUGAGCGAGAUGUCUUUCAAGUGUAGUGCUUAGAAUUGAAUUUCUAUUUUCUUACAAAUUAUUUAUAAAUGUAUAAAUGUGUUCUUCUCUUGUAUAUAUAAUAUUCGUUUUGUAUUUUUAUUGUGUACCUCAACUUUAUCAUGAAUUUUGUACAAUAAAAUAUUGUCAACAAAAACU
This is a messenger RNA of Nilaparvata lugens (brown planthopper), 1953 nucleotides long. RefSeq names its product cuticle protein 19-like. The coding region runs from base 122 to 541 and encodes 139 amino acids. The record is from RefSeq and is a predicted model, not a curated record. Lineage: Eukaryota; Metazoa; Arthropoda; Insecta; Hemiptera; Delphacidae. Gene Ontology annotation, cellular component: extracellular matrix. The transcript has 3 exons.